Messenger RNA from Closterium sp. NIES-67, 14474 nucleotides. NCBI's taxonomy places the organism in Eukaryota, Viridiplantae, Streptophyta, Zygnematophyceae, Desmidiales, Closteriaceae. The record is from the annotation of a GenBank genome assembly.
UUCUGACAAGUUCAAGGCUGGUUUGGGAAAGGGAUGCCAGAUCUCCCCACCCUCGAGAUUCCACCAAAAUCUAGGAAACUCCAACAUCUGGGAGACUCCUAACCCUGCUGAUAAUUUCUGCUCAGACGCCAUGGCGUACAUCCUGCUGCUCGAGUUCGUUGAUUGCUUUAGUACUCCGUGAUACACAAAGUUAGCCAUGCCGCCGAUUAGUCGAAAGAAGAAGCUCGGAGGAGGGGGUCUUGGCGCAGUACGGCUGAGCGCCAAGCCUCUCGCGUCGUCGUCAGAUGGAGCCGGGCCUGCGGACACGUCGACUGGAUUCGCACAUCAGGAGCCUCCUGCACCGGCCACGCAUCACGAUUCGCGCAACCCCGAGCCUUACGGAUCUCACGCUGCUGCGAUCGAUGGCAGUCACGCAACCCGAACCCUACACUCGCAGUCUGCUGGCGCAUCUCAGCCGUCAGAUUCGCAUCGACAUCCGUCGAUCCUGGACGUGCAUCCGGCAGAUCCGCUUGACGUUUUGCUGCCAGAAUCUGCGAGGCACAAUCUGGUCGCGGCAGCGGAGCCCGUUCAACCUCCGCAUGCCGCGGUGAAGCGAGGAGCGGCAGCUCCCAAGACCGUGAAGGGACUGCCGCCAUCCGCCGCACCGCCCUCGUCCAAUGCGACGUCGCAGGUGAUAGUUGCGACUCCUGCGACAUCUGUCGUCGCUCCGGCUAGCAGAUCGUCAACCGCGAUAUCUGCGCAAGGCUCGGUUCUUCCUGCGGCCGUUCCCGCCCCCCGUGCUGCUGCUUCCGCUCCGCACGGCGCGUCGUCGUCCGGCGCGGGGACCGCGUCCGCGCCGAUCAAGCUCCUGGGGCUCUCCGGCAAGCCGUCGCGCUCGUCGCUCGUCAAGGGCAAGCCGCUGAUCGCUCGCCCUGCCCUCACUCACUCCUCCGCGGCAACCCCUAUUGUCGCCAACAGCGUAUCUGCCACUCUCACUACUACUGGAGGAAGCAGCAGGAGCAUCAGCCAGUCUACCGUCACUGGUGCCCCACCCCUCGACUCUAUCCCCGCUAAUGGCAUUCCCACUGCAACGGCAGCGUCGUCAGCUUCAUCUUCUGCGAAUCCGAUCUCGUCCGUGCCGUCGAAGCUCGUCGAGCGGGCAGCGAGUCCGUUCCUGGGCUUCGACGACAUGGACGCCGAUGCUCCCCGCGCGCCCACUCGCUCCGCCUCGUCCUCCUCUGCUGCCUCCGCGCCUCUCCUUCCCCCGGCGGCCGCGCCCUUCUUUGAGCCGCCGCUGGCCUCCGCCGCGCCGGCUCCACCCGCUCCUCUCGCGCCGGCAUCCCCCACCUCCUCCUCGUCCUCCACCUCGUCCUCCUCCGCGCCCGCCGCCCGCAAGUUGACGUCGCCGCGGCUGGGAGGCAAGCCGGCAGGCAAAGGCAGGCUGCUGGGGGCCGUGCCGAAGAGGCUGUCUGCGCCGCAGCUGAGUGCUGCUGACAGUGGUGCUGCUGGCAGUGGUGCUGCUGGCAGUGGUGGUGGGCCCGGCCCUGAGAAGCAGACGCAGGCGGUUGAGGAGCAGCAGGCGAGGGAUGUGCAGAUGGCGCAGGCGCAGGAGCGGGAGAAGCAGCGGCAGAUGGAGGAAGAGACGCGGAAAGAGCAGGAGCGUGAGCGAUUGGAGCAGCUGCGGAAGGAGGAGGAGAGGCGGGAGCGGGAGAGGCUGGAAGAGGCGCGGAGAGAGAGCGAGAGGAAGGAGAAGGAGCGGCAGGAGCAACUUAGGGUUGAGCAAGAGAGAAAGGAGAAAGCGCGACUUGAGCGACUCAGAGCAGAGGAAGAGAGGAAGGAGAGAGAGCGAGAGGAGCAGCUGAAGGCCGAGCAAGAGAGAAAGGAACAAGUGAGACUUGAGAGGCUUAGAGAAGAACAAGAAAGGAAGGAGAAAGAACGACUGGAGCAACUUAGGCUCGAGCAGGCGAGGAAGGAGAAGGAUCGACAGGAGCGACUUAGGGUGGAGGAAGAGAGGAAGGAGAAGGAGCGGGUGGAACUCUUGCAGAAGGAGCAGGAGAGGCGGGAGAAAGCGAAACAGGAGGAAUUGAGAGUUGAGCGUGAAAGGAAGGAGAGGGAGCUCCAAGAGGAGUUGAGGAAGGAGCAGGAGAAGAAAGCGAAGGAGAUUGAGGAGCGGGAGGAGAGGGCGCGACAGGAGAGGGAGGAGAGGGAGCGACAGGAGAGGGAGGAGAGGGAGCGACAGGAGAGGGAGGAGAGGGAGCGACAGGAGAGGGAGGAGAGGGAGCGACAGGAGCAAGUACGGAGAGAGCAAGAGAGGAAGCAGAGGGAGAAACAGGAGCAGCUGAGGAAGGAAAGGGAGCGGAAAGAGAAGUUGAAGGCGGAAAAGGAGCGGUUAGAGUGGGAAAGGCAGGAGAAGAGGCGGAUUGAGGAGGAGAAGAAGGAGCAGGAGAGACUAGCUGAAAUGCGCAAGGAACAGGAAAGGAAGGAGAGGGAGCGGCAGGAGGACUUACGGAAGGAAGAGGAACGGCACGAGAGGGAACGGCAGGAGUGGUUAAGGAAGGAGGAGGAGCGGAAGAAGAAGGAGCGGCAAGAGCAACUGCGGCGAGAGCGAGAGAGGAGGGAGCAGGAGAGGAAGGAGCGGCUGGAGCAGCAGCGCAGGGAGCGCGAGCAGAAGGAGCGCGAGAGGCAAGAGCUGGAGCGCAGAGAGAGGGAGAGGCGGGAGGAGGAGCAAAAGCUUGAGGUGAGGAAGCAGCGCACGAGGCCCGCUGCUGAGGACGGCGGUGUGGCAGGCACCACCUGGGCCAACGGGCGGGACGGCCCCUACUGGUCUGGUGCCGAGGCUGACGCCAAGGUUGGUCGCACACAUCCUGGCGUGGCUGCUGGCGCUGCUGCACGGCUGGCUGCAGGCGAGGAGGCGGGUGGGGAGCAGAGGAAGGGGCAGGCGAGCAAGAAGGGCCACGCCGGUGAGAAGGAAGAGGGGGAUGGGUGGGGGAGCAUAGACGAGGGCGACGACUGGGGCAUUGCGGGCAGGCCCUUGAGCCAGCGCGCCUAUGCGCGCACCAGCAGCUUCCAGGGCGUCGGCUCUGCUGCCAUGGGCGGACAGGCGGGCGCACAGGGGCAGCAGGGGGAUGGGUGGGGAGGCAUGGGUGGGUCCGCUUGGGGUGGGUUCGGGUUGGGUGGGGUGCCCGGAGUGGGCAUGCGCAUGGCACGGCCGGGGACGGCGGGCGGGCAGAGGGAGGCGUCGUGGCCGGUGCUGGGGUCGCUGGUGAAGGCGGCCUCCGAUGUGGCGGCGUGGUCGUCCGACGCUAUACUUGCGCCAGACGCGCUGCUGGCGGGGCAGCAGGGGGGGCAGGAGAUGGACGGCAGCGAGGGACGGCAGGGGAGUGGCGCUGAGCAGCGCGGGGAGAAGGGACGGACGAGUGAUGGGACGGAGGGUGGCAUGCCUGGUGCCGCCAAUGGCAGAGGGGGGGAUGGGGGGGGGGAGGACAGGCAGAGCAAGAUUCGCGAUCUGUUUGACAAGGCUGGAGCAGGGCGAGAGGGCGCAGGCGCCAAGCUGGGCACGCAGGUUAUUAACCAAGGCGCCUUGGCCCUCAAGGGUCUCGCCAUGCCCGUGCUCUCCAUGCUGGGCGGCGCUGCAGCAGACGCAAGCCCACCGCCACCACCUGCUGCUGCUGCUGCUGCUGCUGCUGACGGCCCCAAGCCUGCAUGGAGUGUGCCGGGCGCAGCCGGCUUGGGGCUGGAGGACGAGGAGGAGGAGGAGGAGGAGGAAGAGGAGGAGGAUGUGAUGGCGGCGCUGGCGAACGGCAGUGCGGUGCGACUGGGGGCGCCCAUGAUUGCCUCUGUGGCGUCUGCUGUGUCGGCUGCGGCCACUCGCCUGCUCAAGGCUACUGCCAGCGAGGAGGACGCGGCAGCCUUUUUUGCUGCCGUGGACAGGGACGCCGUGCACCCAAGCCCGCCUGGGGCUGCACAAGCGGGCCCCACGCCGCACCUGCUGCCGGCUGCACAGGGUGCUGGAGCAGGAGUGGUGGAGUCUGCUUUGCCUAGCGCUGGAGAGGGUGUGUCAGGAGAGGGUGCUGUUGGCGUGGGUGGGAUGACGAGUGGAGAGGGUGAGGGUGGGCAGGUGGAGGGUGUGAGUGUGGGAGGGGAGGAUGAUGCAGGUGCAUGGUUCAUGUCCGCUGACGCUGACGCUGAUGCUGACGCUGUCGCUGACGCUGACGCUGAUGCUGACGCUGUCGCUGAGGCGGACCAGGUAGAGGGGAUGGAUUUGCAAGGGGGUGGCGCGGCUGCUGGGGCGGGCUCGAAUGCUGCUGCAUCUGACAUUGCCAUGGAGGGAGGUGAGGAGGGGAGCCGUGAUGUGCUGCUUAGCGGACGGGCGAGUGGUGCGGACGGGGAGGAAGGGCAGGAGAGUGGAGCAGGCAGGGGGUAUGAGCAGCAGCAUCCAGAGGAGCAGCGAGCUGGGGACGCAAGCCAGCAGACUGCGGGAGAGCAGUACUCUGGCGAGCAGCAGAUCGCGCCGGAGGGUGUGGAGGCAGAGCAGGAGGGGCAGGCGUGGCAGGCGGAUCAGGAGGGGCAGGAGGGAUGGCAGUAUGGCGGUCAGGGGGAGGGGCAGUAUGGCGGUCAGGGGGAGGGGCAGUAUGGCGGUCAGGGGGAGGGACAGUAUGGCGGUCAGGGGGAGGGGCAGUAUGGCGGUCAGGGGGAGGGGCAGUAUGGCGGUCAGGAGGAGGGGCAGUACGGAGGUCAGGGGGGGUUGACGGCAGAGCAGUGGGAGGAGCAGCAGCGGCAGUGGGCGCAGGCGUACCCUGGCUGGUACUGGGACUAUGCAGCAGGCGAGUGGAGGCAGAUAGAGGGCUAUGAGCCACCUGCUGCUGCUCAGACCGCUGCUGUAGCAGAUGCCUCUACUACUGCAGAAGCAGCUUUUCCGGCAGCAGGAGGAGAUGUCACUGCAGCAGACGCCAUGGAGCAUGCAACGCCCGGGGCCAGUGCGCCUGAGUGGGUGUCAGCUGAAGCGGAAGCAGCAGAGGGUGAGACGCCUUUCACUGAGCCUUCCUCUGACACAGCACAGGCACAGGGGGCAGGUGAGGCGUUGGAGGGUGGGUGGGGUGGAGAAGAGGGGAUGCAUGUGGAUGAAAUGGCAGAGGGAGCGACGGAAGUUUCACAAGGACUGGCACAAGGGGCGCCAUGUGAUGCGAUGCCUGUGGCGCCUCACCACCCAUCAGCUGACGCCCUGCCACCUGUCUCUGCCGUGGACACAUCUGAGCUUCAGCCUGUGUCGACGACAGCAGAUGAGCGUGGCGAGGAGCAGGCUGAGAGCAGUGCGUUUGAAGGAGCUGCAGGGGAAGGGGGUGUGGAUGAGGGCGGGAUUGUACGAGGCAGUCCUCCUCCCAAGCCCCUCUCCUUCGCUGCUGCUCCUCUUCUGCCUCUCCCCCUCGAAUCCCAGCCCACCGUUCUCCCGCUGCCCUCUGAGCCACCCCAAGCCACUGGGAGAAUGGCUGGUGGGGUGGAGGGCUGGUCUGAGCCUAGCCUGCUGCCUGUGUCUGAAGGAAACGAGCCAGAGGCUGUGGCAGGUGGGAUGGAGGCGGCAGGGGAAUGGGCUGCAGUAACGGACGCAGCAGCUAUGGAAGGGGGGAGUGUGGCUGGCGCGGGCGCGGGCGGGUUUGGUGGGCUGGACGCAGAGGGAGGUGAGGUGCAGGCAAAAGUUGAGGAGCGGAUGGGAGAGGAGGGGCAGGCCAGAGCGGAGGGGCAGGUGGGAGAGGAGGGGCACGUGGGAGAUGAAGCAGCUUGGGAGUACGAGCAGCAGCAGGGUGAGAGCCAGGGAGUAGAGGCAGCAGCAGGUGUUGAGCCAGUGGCCGUGGCAGAGUAUCCAGGGUGGGAGUGGGAUGCUGUGACUGGCACUUGGCGGCAGGUGGACGAGGCAUCUGCUGCGGCAGCCGAUGGGGCUGAUGGUGCAGCGGAGGCAAGCACAGCUGCAGCAGCAGCAGGCGGAGAGUCAGUGGCAACGCAGUACCCCGGGUGGCGCUGGGACUAUGUGCUGGGCCAGUGGGUGCCUGCUGCUGCUGAGGGGGCAGACGCUGUUGCUGACUCCGCAAAUGCUGGAGCGACAGCAGCAAUUGCGGCAUUAGCUGAAAGCACGUGGGCGGCAGGUACUGCGUCAGAUGGAGGCAUUGGGGAGGAGCAGGAGGUGGUCGCAGGGGCUGAAGCAGGGAAGCCGGGAGAGGCGGUGGGUGCAGCAGGGGGAGAGGAUGGCAUGGGGGUGGCGGCAGAUGCAGCUGGCAGUGCAGCUGCAUGGGAUGCUGAAGGCGAAGGUGCUGACAGCCAGGCGAUGUCAUGGGAGGCAGUGGAUGCAGCAGCGGGUGCAGCCGAGGAGGCAUCAGGGGAAGCAGCGGAAAGCCAGGCGACAGAUGAGCAAAUGAUGCCAGGAGAGGAAGCGGCAGAGGAAGCGGCAGAGGAAGCGGCAGAGGCAAGGGGUUGGGACGCUGACGUGGCAGGGCCUGAGGCAGCAGCAGCAGUGGGAGAGGGGGAUGGAUGGGAGGCAGCAGCAGUGGGUGCAGAGGCAGAGGGUGCGGAGGCAGCAGGGGGUGAAGCCAUAGCAACGCAGUACCCAGGGUGGGCGUGGGACGCGGUGUCGGGCCAGUGGUUGCCCACAGACGAGCAACCACCUGUAGCCGCCUCUGCUGCUGCAGAUGACAUGGGUGAGGGUGUGGCUUUGGUGGGGGCGGAAGAUGUUGCAGAAGGUGCUGAAGCAGGCAUGGUAGCAGAUGCGGCAGCACCUGCAGAGGCGAUAGGCUGGGCAGCAGAGGAGGUCCAGGAAGGCAUUGAGGGGUCGCUUGUGGGGUUGGAGGCGGAGGGGCAGGCUCUGAGUGAGGCAGCACGGGAGGGAGUGGCGGGGCAGGCGGAUAUGGCGCAAGGGGUAGCAGAUGCGGAGGAGGCAGGGUUGGUGGAUGGAGGUGCGGAGGUUGUUGCUGAAGCUGAGACCAGCGCAGCAGAGGAGGAGGAGGCGAUAGAGGCAGCUGCGGGUGCAGAGGAGGGAGAGGGAGAGCAGCAGGUAGGCGAGGAGGUGGAGGAGGGAUGGGCCGAAGGGGUGCAGCAGGGAGAGGUGCAGCCGAUGGGUGCAGACGAGGGAGCCGCUGCUGCUAGUGGCAUGGCUGCUGAGGAGGCGGCAGGUGCAGUCACAGCAGAGCCAGAAGGCUCCUCCACGGAGCCUUUCUGGGAGGAACCAGGGCUAGGGGAGAGCAGUUAUGGUGAUGUGGUGGAGCUUGAAGCAGUUGCUGCGGAGGCAGCAGUGGGAGAGGUGGAUGGAUGGGAGGCAGCAGCAGUGGCUGCAGAGGCAGAGGGUGCGGAGGCAGCAGGGGGUGAAGCCAUAGCAACGGAGUACCCAGGGUGGAGAUGGGACUUUGUGUUGGGCCAGUGGGUGGCCACAGACGAGCAGCCAGCAGUAUCUGAGGCAGCUGCAGCAGCCGAGGCUGCCACAUCUGCUGAUACUACAGCAGGUGUGAGUGAGUGGGAGGAGGGCGGCUUCGGCGAGGGCUUUGCUUCAGCUGAGGCAGAUGCAGCAGCAGCAGCGGUGGGGGAGGGCGACGGGGUGUUUGAGGAGCAGGAGCUGUCAGGGCAGGCAGGGGCGGCUGUGGGCCAACUGGCAGCAGAAGCACAUGGCGGUGGGCCAGAGGAGGUCGAGGGGGCAGAUGUUAUAGCAGGGGCAGAGGGUACAGGGGCAGAGGGUACAGGGGCCGAGGGUGCAGGGGCAGAGUUAGUAGCAGCGGAGGAGGUUGUAGCGGCGGAGGAGGUUGUAGCAGGGGAGGAGAGCGCAGCAGGAAUGGAGAAUGUGUUCCUGGGGGAGGAGCUGGUGGAGGCGGCUGCUGUGGCGGCGCCAUGGCAAGGGGAGGGAGGUUUGGGAGAAGGUGAUGCAAGUGCGUGGAGCGCGAUUGGCAGUGGGGGCGGGAUAGCAGCGCCACUGGUGGCUGCAGCAGCUGAGGGAGCAGAGCUGGCGGCACCCGCGCUACUGGAAGCAGCGAGCGCAGAUGGGCCGGUGGCUGAGGCGCUGGGUGGAGAGGCAGAGGGUGUGGAGGCAGCAGGGGGUGAAGGCGUUGUCACGGAGUACCCAGGGUGGGUGCUGGAUACAGCCACUGGCACGUGGCGGCAGGUGGAGGAGGCAGCCCCUGCAGCAGCAGAUGGUGUGGAGGCAAGCACAGUUGCUGCAGCAUAUGGGGCGGAUGGUGCAGAGGCCAGCUCAGAUGCAGCAGCAGAAGGCGGAGAGUCAGUGGCAACGCAGUACCCCGGGUGGCGCUGGGACUACGUGCUGGGCCAGUGGGUGCCGGAGGACGACCAGCCACCUGCUGCGGCUGAGGGGGCUGAAGCUGUGGCGGCAGUGACAGCUCUGAGCGAGGGCGAGGCAGCAGAGGCCGCUGCAGUGGAGGCAGUGGGUGCUACAGCCGAGGGUUCAAUUACGGAGGCCAUGGGUGGGGAGGCAGGGGGCGUAGAAGGCAGUGCAGAGGGGCAAGCCAUAGCAACGCAGUACCCAGGGUGGCAGUGGGACGCUGUGUCGGGCCAGUGGGUGCCCACAGACGAGCAGGUGCCUUCUGGUGCAGGCGAAGCUGCUGCUGCUGUGGAGGCUGCGACUGGUGCAGGGGACGAAGCAGCAGUGGUGGCAGGCAGUGUGGCAGCAGGGGAGCACACGGGAGUGGCGGAGGCGGACGAGUGGGCUCAGUUUGAGGAGACGGUGCCCAAGGACGGGGAGGCAGAGGGGGGGGUGGCCACAGAUGCAGGCAGUGCAGCGGCAUCUCAGCCCGAGGCUGCCAUGCAGCUGUCGUUUGAGGCCGCCCCUCCCCUCCCUGGCCUCACCGCGCCUCCAGAAUUGACUGCUACAUAUGACACGCUCACUGCUGCUUCUGGUACUGCUGUUGCUGCAAUCACGGGCGGUGGUGGGGAGGGGCAGGGCGAGAAGGGGGCAACGCAGGGGGUAGAAGCAGCUGCCGCUGCUGCUGAAGUGAGUGCAGCUGGUGAAACUGCGGCUGGUGCGGCAGCAGGAGGCGAGGCGGCAGGUGGCGCAGGGCAGGGUGAUGCAGGGGCGUGGGCGCAGCAGGAGUGGAGCCAGUGGGGGCAGACAGAGUAUGACGCCUACAACAGUUGGUACUACCAGCAGCAGCAGCAGGAGGGACAGCCGCAAGCCGCAGAGUAUAGCAGCACAGAGGGAGUGGCAGCACAGGGUGUGUCGGCAGCUGGACGUGAUGGCGAGGCAGUGGCUGCAGAGGGUGCUGCCCCUUUCCCACCAGCAGCAGACAGUGCCGCCUCCCAGCCUCUGCAGCAGCCGCCAGUGGCCUUGCAGCCGCAGCCGUUCCUGCCCGCCCCUGCGCCCUGGGGGGAGAGCAGUGCGGCAGAGGGGCACAGCGCCACCAGCUACCCUGGAGGGUCGUCUCAGCCCGACCCUGGUUAUGGCCCUGCAGGCUCCGGCUACAGCCAGGCACAGGCGAAUGCCCCCUGGAUGCCGGGACAGACAGGGGUGAAGCCUGGGGUGGGACUGAUGGUGCCCGCUGCCCCGUACUCGCAGCAGCAGCAGCAGACUGCAGGAAUGGGGGGGUAUGCAGAGCAGUACCAGGGGUACCAGCAGGGCUACCAGUACGGGCAGUACGAGCAACAGCAGCAGUACCAGCAGCAGUACCAGCAGCCACAGUACAACCACGUGCCCCCUGCAAGCACAGCGGAGGCGGUGCUCUCGUCGGUGGGGCGCCCCCCGCACACGCUGCUAUCUUUUGGGUUCGGCGGCAGGGCGGCUGUGGUGGUGCCUGGCAGCUCACUGGGGCAGACCCUCGGCUCCCAGGGACAGGUGGAGCUAUCCCCACCGGUGCAGCCAACGCUCAAGCUCGUCCCCCUGCCUCACCUCGUCAGCCAAUCCGCUCAAGAGGCCGACCCCACUGCCUCCACCGCCCACGACUCCCUCUACCUCGCAGCACUCACCGGCAAGCAAGCGCCCAAUGGCCCGCUGACAGGUGGCGGCAUGUCAGCCAAGGAGCUAGGCAAGUGGCUGGAGGAGCGAGCGGAGAGGAGCGGUGAGGAGGAGGGUGAUGCAGCGGGCGUGGAGAGUGUGGCGCUGCUGUGGCGUGUGCUGCGUGUGGCGUGCCAGUUCUACGGGCAGCUCAGGCGCGACGGCAUGGGCAGCCGAUCUACUCAGGUACGCGGGGUGUGGCGUGCACGUGGGUGGGGAGUCAUGACCACUAGACUGCAUCACUCCCACGAUCUCACAUUUUUCUAUGCUUCAGCGCCGUACCUUUGCCUCUCCACGCCUCCUCCCAUCUGCCAUGAGCAGGGUGAGUCAACGCCAGAAGCAGAGCUAGCCAAGGCACUCGUGGGAGAGGGGGGAGCCAACGCAGCUACAGCUGCCUCGUCUGCUGCUACAGCCGGAGCCUUCUCCUCUGUGCCAGCGCCGACGGCUGCCCUGGCCCCCAUGGUGCCGUACGCCACUGCGUGGUCGCCCCUGGCGGCAGCCUCCCCUGCAGCUGCGCGCCUCUCAGACCUCCAGCUGCCCAUCCCCAACGAGGCUGCUGUCCAGGUGCGCCCUCCUCUCCUCCCUUCCCAGGCCACCCCCUUGUCCUCUCUGCUGGCUCUCCCCAUGACCUGUCAUCUCCGUCCUCUUGGCUCACAUCAAUGUGCUCUCCACCUCCCCAACCCCACCACCCCUCGCACCUCCCAUCCUUUCCCCCCACAGGCAGCGGCGCAGGAGGUGAAGCAGCACCUGCUGGCGGGGCAGCACCUGCAGGCGCUGGAAGCAGCCAAGGCGGGCCACCUGUGGGGUUUGGCACUGCUGCUGGCGCAGCAGGUGGGCGGGCCCAGCGACACGCGCCUCUUCCUGCAGACCGCGCAUGCCAUGGCCUCCCAGCAGUUCGCCCCCGGCGCCCCGCUGCGCACGCUCACUCUGUUGCUCACGCAACAGCCCUCGGAGAUAUUCACGAGUGGCGCUGCUGGCAAGGCUGCUGCUGAUGCCAGCAAGACGGGGGGCGAUGCUCUUGCAGCUGCUGCUGGAGCUGGUGAUGGCAGCAGUGGCAGUGGUGACGGGGGCGUGCGGGCGAUGGUGGCGGAGUGGAGGGAGAACGUGGCGCUCAUGGCGGCCACGCGCACCAGCGGGGACGAGCGCGUCAUCUCACACCUCGGGGACUGCCUCUGGCGCCUCAAGGGCGACGUGGCAGCCGCACACAUCUGCUACCUCGUGGCUGCGGGCAGCUUAGAAUCUUUCUCCUCGUCUGCGCGCAUGUGUCUGCUGGGCGUGGACCACCUGAAGCACCCGCGCACGUUUGUGACCCCGCAGGCCAUCCAGCGCAGCGAGGUGUUGGAGUACGCCUCCAUCCUCGGCAACCCGCAGUUCCUGCUGCUCCCCCUGCAGCCCUUCAAGCUCGUCUACGCCGCCAUGCUCGCCGAAGCAGGCCGCCCGGCUGUCGCCCUCAAGUACUGUAGCGCGGUGGUGAAGAUGCUCAAGGCGGGUGGGCGGGGCCGAGGGGCGGCGGCGGAGGUGGAGGGGUGGAGGGCGGCGGCAGAGCAGAUGGAGGAGCGGCUCAAGGGGCACGUGCAGGGGGCAGGGGGGGGCGGGGUGGCGGCAGCAAGGGUGUUUGGCGACCUUAUGAGCUUCCUGGACCGCGGCGCCAGAAAGAUCGUCGGUGGGGGGCCUGCUGCCACCCCCCUCGCACCAGGUGUCGCGUCUGCAUUGGGUGGAGGCGCCAUGGGGGACAUUGUGCCUGGAGGGGCUGGUAAUAAGCCAAGCUUGGGGGAGUCAUCUCGGUUUGGUUCGGCACCGAACCUAGGGGUGGCUGGGAAGGCCAGUGCGGCAGGGGGAGGGGGGUGGUGGGGCCUGGGCAAGCGCGCCUUGCCUGCAUCCACCUCGUCCCCGGGCCUGCACAGUGCGUCCGGGCCGAACCUGAUAGGCUUAGCAGAGGGGCAGGCUGCAACUGCCUCUGCAGCAGUACCAGGUACUGAUGGCGGCAUGGCGAGCAGCUACAGUGCUGCUGCCUCUGCGAUGACUGCUGGUGGUGGGGUGGGGGAGAGCUGGUCUAGCAGUGCUGUGGGAGGAGCAGCAGGUGGUGGCAGUGAGUGGGGCCAGGGGGUGGCGGAAUCAGGGCGGGUGGAGCAGAGUGGGCUGGCUGCACAGCAGUAUGCCGGUUACGCUGAUGGUUACCAGCAAGAGCAGCAGCAGCAGUGGCAACAGUGGGACCAACAGCAGCAGCAGCAGCAAUGGCAGCAGUGGGAGCAGCAGCAGCAGCAAUGGGGACAGCAGCAACAACAGCAGCAAGCCUGGACUCAGGAGCAGCAGGCAUGGAGUGAGCAGCAGCAGCAGCCGCAGCAGGAGCAGGUGGGGCUGCAGCAGUGGGGCGAAGGCGGGGGACAGCAGGCGGGGGAGGAGCAAGGGGCGCAGCAGCAGAUAGCAGUGGGUGCAGGCGAGGCGCAGCAACAGCCGGUGCAGCAGCAGCAGGUGGCGGGUGAGCGGGAGGGCGCAGCGGAGGGCGAGUGGUACGAUGCAGCGACUGACACGUGGUCCGACAGCCCUGACUCUGCUGCCAGAACUCCUGCCACCUCCUCAGCUGCUGCUGUGGCUGCUGACGUGCCGCCCAUCUCCCUCUCCCCGCCCUACAACACUCCCAUGGGGGAUAACACUGCCGCAGGGGCAGGUGCAGGUGCAGGAGGUGUGAGCAGCAGCGCAGAGGAGGAAGCGCCUGCAGCAGUCACAGCAGCCGUGGAUGUAUCGCGCCCGCCGCCCAUCAGUGAGGGCGAGCCCUUCUCCAUGCCGGCGUUUGCAGCGGAGUGGCACGGCACGCCCAGCGCUGCGGGGUGGGCGUCGGGGCACCUGGCGCCCAUCCGCGAGUCCCCCAGCGGCGAGGGCGACACCGACCUCGUGCCCCAAGCGCAGCACGCCCUCGUGCCGCGCUCCCAGUCCGCCUCUGCCGCAGAUCUACCCACCCCAGGUGCACAUGCCCCCAAGAAGGCCCCCCCUCGCAGCCGCUUCUCGCUGGCGGGGCUGCUGGGCGGGCACCCGAGCAAAGUGAGCCCGCAGGACGUGGCGGAGGGCAGCUCGAGCAUGGCGCUCGCUGGGAAGGAUGGUGGCCAGGCGGCAGGGAGCGGCGAGGGAGAUGGCAUGGGCGUGCCGUCAUCCUCGUCAUCGUCGCUGCUCGCCACGUCAUCGUCCAUGGGGCAGGUGUCAGAGGAGUCGGUGGAGGGGCUGCUGACAAGUGGCAUGUCCAACAAGCGCAGCGCCUCGGCGCCCGACAUGGGGCAGGCUGUGCAGGCCAAGGGCAGCAAGGGCGGCACGGGCAAGCCGCCAGCAGCGCCAGGGGGAAAGGGGUUGGGGCGCCUUUUUGGCUACUUCUGGGGGGGCAGCGCUGCUGCUGGGGGCGGAGGGGGGGGCGGAGGAGGAGGAGGAGGGGGGAAGCAGGCGAAGCUGGGCGGAGAGAACACGUUCUACUUCAACGAGAAGCUCAAGCGGUGGGUGGAGCGCGGCAAGGAGGACGAGGUCGUGGAGACCACCCUCGCACCGCCCCCCACUGCCUUCGCCUUCGCCCCUGCUGCUCCUGAAGCAUCCACCUCCAAUGCUCCUCCUGCUACUGCCCCGGCUGUUGAUGCUGCCCCGCCUGCUGCAACGUCAGCAGUCCAGUCAGCAUCUGCUGCCACAUCAGCUGCUGGCCCUGCGGCAGCACCGGCCAGCUCAGCAGCAAAGCCCGGCCCUCCAUUGGCCUAUGGUGGCAGCUUUGGCCGGCGCAGUGGAGUGCGGUCCAGGUACGUGGACACGUUCAACAAGGCCGCAGCACCGGCACCCGCGCCUGCCGCCUCCCUGCUCCCCACCCCCCCUCACCCCGCCACUGCUGCCUCAGCUGCAGCACCAAAAGCAGGGGGGGUGCCAAAGUUUUUUAUGCCCGCUGCCCCAAUGGCUGUGAUGACACCUGGGGUAGCGGAGGGGGGUGGGGGUAGCAGCACGGAAGUGGCAGGUGAUGGAGUGGCGCCACCAGCAACAGCCGGGGCACCGCCACCCGCGCUGAUGCAAGCAGCGCCACCAGCAUCCGCAGCUCCGGCGCCGCGAGCACCACGAGCAGCAGCAGCGGGCCAGGCAGGGCAGAGAGCAGGCGCAGCAGCAGCUGGGAGUGCGCCCCCCCAGCAGCACAAGGGCGUGUGGGGCGUGCAGGGAUACAUGGGUGCUGCUCCCCCCAUGCUGCCUCCAGGGGCACAGGGAGCAGCAGGCAGGGCAGCAGCACAUCCGCAAGGGUUUGCAAGCGCUGGCACAUGGGGAGGAGGCGUAGCAGGUGGCAGCAGCAAUGGGUUCACAGGGGUGGAUGACAUGCAGCAGGUGGAGCUGUGAGUCCACCCACACAGCAGGGACAUGGCGCAAUGCCUUAUUGUUAUUGAAAGCUCUGUGUGUGUGACCUUUCGCCUUUAUACGGAAUGCAGAACCUCCAUUAUGAGAAGUCAAAACUAUUGGACAAGAACAUUGGAUGCUUUUCCUCUGGGCCAAAAGCAGGCUUGACAUAAUUGUU